AUGGUAUGCAAAUACACUUUUGAAAUUAGUCAGUUCGAAGCAGCCAGCACUGCAUGCGGUGAUUGUCCAUUCAAUUUGACGGACUGUGAUCGGAAAAACUGCAUAAUAGCAGAUGGAGUCCCACGGUUGAUAAUACCUGUCGAACGAAGUAUGCCUGGACCAACAAUUCAUGUCUGCAAGGGUGAUACGAUUGUAGUGGACGUCGAGAAUCAUUUGACUACGGAAACGUUUACAAUGCAUUGGCACGGUAUCAUUCACACCUUCACUCAGUACAUGGACGGUGUUCCACACGCAACUCAGUGCCCUAUUUCACCGGGGAACAUCUUUCGUUACACCUUCCCAGCUUACGAGGAGGGAACAUUUUUCUAUCAUCCUCAUGUUGGAACUCAAGUUAUGGAGGGUUGCCUAGGUGGUUUGAUUAUUAGACUACCGGAUUCAGAGAAUCCUCACAGAAAACUGUACGACUUUGAUCUUUACGAACAUUUCAUUGCUCUCCAGGAUUGGUCACAUUUAUAUGGAGAAGACCAUUACGCAAGAGCAAUCUUUGGAAGCGCUGUUCCAUUACCAGACAGUAUCCUCAUAAACGGUCGUGGACCCAUCUUUUCACAGAUUCAGUUACUUGAUGUAAGAGGAAACGUGAAUGUGACCAAGGUAAUGCAAAUUCCAUUUGCAGAGUUUACGGUCGAAAAAGGAUACAAAUAUAGAUUUCGUAUACUUAAUGGUGCCUCUUACAGUUGUCCUUUGUCUUUGUCUAUUGACAACCACACAAUGACAAUCAUUAGCACAGAUGGUGCGGAUGUGGAGCCUGUUGAAGUGGACCAGAUGGUCACCAAUGACGCGGAACGGUAUGACAUUAUCUUGAAUGCGAAUCAAGAUGUUGCCAACUAUUGGAUUCGUGUUAAGGGAAUUGAUAAUUGCGAGCCUAUGAUGCUGCAACAACUGGCGAUAUUACGAUAUAAAGGUUCAUCCCCUGGAAACCCAAAGCAACCCAAGGAUUAUGAAUAUCCGCAGAUAAACGGUACACGUUUCGGAAAUGUAAUGGAUUCCGAAGGCACCAUCAUCAAAGUAUCAGACUUACGUUCUUUACUUCCACUGGAAGAAGGAAUUGGUACUGACAAUCCAGAUUACAAGUAUUAUGUUGAUAUUUCCAUGAGAACCCUCUUCAAUCCAACACUGUCACCAUAUCCAGACAACAGACCAGUAAUAAACGCACAGCUGAAUAAUAUUACGGCACGUUUGCUUCCGGGAAGUCUACUAACUGAACCAAAUCUUCCUGAAGACAAUGCCCUAAUGUGCAAUGAGACGACACAUGGAAACAAGAACUGUUCAACCGAGCUAUGCAGAUGUGUACAUAUAAUCAACGUUAGACGGAAUGCCAUAUUGGAAGUUAUCAUGUAUAAUACAGGGUUUGAUACUGUUCGUUUUGAGCAUCCAAUGCAUUAUCAUGGAUAUACAUUUCGCGUUGUUGCAAUGGAGAAAACUUCACGUAUAACAAAGGAACAGCUGAUGGAUAUGGACAGGAGAGGUGAGAUCAAGCGAAAUUUCAACAAGCCGACCCGUAAGGAUACUGUUAUUGUAUAUACGCCCGGCUAUACCAUUUGGCGAGUAAAUACUUCAAAUCCUGGAAUUUGGCUCCUACAUUGCCAUCAGCAAUUCCAUUUGACAAUGGGAAUGAGUUCUUUUAUUAAAGUUGGAGAGUAUUCUGAUUUACCACCUAUACCAGCGGGAAUACCAACUUGCCAGGAUCAUUUGCCAGUGUAAAAUAAAACAUACAUUUUAAGAAAGUGAA
This is a messenger RNA of Hermetia illucens (black soldier fly), 1789 nucleotides long. RefSeq names its product laccase-2-like. The coding region runs from base 1 to 1761 and encodes 586 amino acids. The record is from RefSeq and is a predicted model, not a curated record. The transcript has 2 exons. Gene Ontology annotation, molecular function: oxidoreductase activity; copper ion binding. NCBI's taxonomy places the organism in Eukaryota, Metazoa, Arthropoda, Insecta, Diptera, Stratiomyidae. Gene Ontology annotation, cellular component: plasma membrane. Gene Ontology annotation, biological process: iron ion transport.